AUGAUUGAUAUGAUAGGAAAAAUUUGCAAAAAGAGUUUACAUUAUCGUCAUGGGUACAUUGAGUUAAUGAAGAGAAUAAUUGAAGGAUAUCAAUGUACAGACAUUUUUAAUAUCUCAUUUCUUUCACAAUAUGAUGAUAUUAAAAUAAAUACGCCUGAAUAUGCAAUAAUGAAUGAUAACGAAGAUGAAUUAUUGUAUCACUUGAAAAGUAAGAGACUUGACCUCACUAAAAUCCUUGAAAAAUGUUGUUUAAGAGGAGCAGUUAAUUGUUUCAAGUUAUUGCAAAAAGAAUUUCACGUAAAAAUCACCAAAAAAUGUCUUGAUGCUUCACUUAAAGGGAACAAUCAACACAUCAUUAAUGAAUGUUUGAAAGAAAAUGAGCCUGAUCAAUAUACAGUGGAAGCUGUGAUUGCAUCUCAUAACUUCGCUAAUUUUUAUAAACUGAUAACAGAAUACGAUGUAAGAAUCAGAGCGAAAAACUGCGCAGAAUACAAAAAUCUUCAUGCAUUUAUUUAUAUUUUAAUUGAAGAUAAUUUCAACCUUGAUUUUCUGAUAGCUCCAAGUUUUCAUAUACCAUCUCUUUGUGAAUAUUUCAUGCAGUAUGUUACAGAUAUUGAUUAUGCGGAUGAAAAAGGCGUAACAGCUCUUAUAUAUUCAUGUUUUCAUUAUUCUACAGAUGUUGCUGAAUUUCUGAUUUCACGUGGUGCAAAUAUCAACAAGAAAGAUAGUACAGGUCAUACCCCCAUUCAUUUUGCAAUAAUUAGUUAUUGGGAUGAUCAUGAUGAUUUAUCAUUGUAUAAUAGCAAAGUCAAAGAUUUGGUAGAACUUCUUCUUUCAAAUGGUGCAAACGUUAAUGCAAAGGAUAAAGAUGGACAUACGCCACUUCAUUUGGCAUCAUUGUUUGGAACAAAAGAAAUUGCUGAAAUAUUAGUUUCUCAUGGUGCCAAAAUCAAUGUUUUAGAUGCAACAAGAGCGACUCCUCUUGAUCUCACUAUUCAACGAGAAAAAUACAAAUAUAAAAUAAAUAGCAAACCAGAAACGGAAUACCAAGAAGCAAAGAAAAUACAGGCUCUCUUGAAAUUGCAUGGAGGAAUAACCAAACAUAUGAAUAAAUAA
Molecule: messenger RNA, 1116 nt
Organism: Trichomonas vaginalis G3
Lineage: Eukaryota; Parabasalia; Trichomonadida; Trichomonadidae
Product: protein ubiquitination
Exons: 1
Coding region: 1-1116 (371 amino acids)
Molecular function (GO): protein binding
Source: RefSeq, a predicted model, not a curated record